This is a messenger RNA of Penicillium subrubescens, 1785 nucleotides long. Its product is annotated as WD40 repeat domain-containing protein. The record is from RefSeq and is a predicted model, not a curated record. Bases 1 to 1785 code for a protein of 594 amino acids. Gene Ontology annotation, molecular function: ubiquitin ligase activator activity; protein binding; anaphase-promoting complex binding. Lineage: Eukaryota; Fungi; Ascomycota; Eurotiomycetes; Eurotiales; Aspergillaceae. Gene Ontology annotation, cellular component: anaphase-promoting complex. The transcript is spliced from 3 exons. Gene Ontology annotation, biological process: positive regulation of ubiquitin protein ligase activity; positive regulation of anaphase-promoting complex-dependent catabolic process; anaphase-promoting complex-dependent catabolic process.
AUGGGCGAUCGCUCUCAGGACACAGAGGCGGGUGUGAGUGGUGGUGGAAGAGUGACCAGAGGGACUGCUCGCGCACAGGCAGCUGCAAAUAUGGUCUCGCCUCCGGCUUCCACGACACCACCGAGCAUGCCUCCCAAGAAGACCAUCUACUAUUCGGAUAAUCUGGGAAAUCGUGAGCAGGGAUCAGAGCCUGUUGAUGCAACGGCGCUUGAUAAGGCGUUGAAAGACAUCGAAGAGGCAGGCCGCCAGCGUGAGAGAACGCCUGGGAUGAGUCCUUGUCGAAAGAGACAGCGGGUCUAUGGUGACCGAUUCAUUCCAAACCGUGAGGGACAGGAUUUGCAAGCGACUUACAGCCUGCUUGGCGAAGAAGGAUGCCCAUCGACUCCUUCCAAAUCCAAGCGGCGUGCUCCGCAGACAGAGCUGCAUUUCCAGAAGAUUGAAGAAGCCAAUCGUACAUUCUCCCGAGUAUUGCGCAGUGAGCUCUUUGGUAACACCGUUCCUCAACCUGAUAUCCCCUCCCUUCCAUCGGAUCCGUUGCUGGGCUUCAGCAAUGGUAUCAACGACAAGACUCGAUCGCAAACACCUCCUGUGCCCAGUAUGGGCAAUACCUUAUCCGGCAUCACCCCUUCGACUCCACACAAGAACCUCUUCAACUACGGCCCGACCCGGCCAGGAUCUGGCCAUCCCACUCCGUCCAAGACCCCGCGAAGCGCUCAUGCACCCAAUCUGAACGUCCGCUCUGAACUCUACAGUACCUCUCCCAUUCGAUAUGAAAGCCAGCGCAUUCUUGGAACCCCGCGAAAGCAGCCCCGAUACAUCAACAAGGUUCCUUUCAAGGUCCUCGAUGCACCUGAUCUGCAGGACGACUUCUAUCUGAACCUAGUUGACUGGGGCAGCAGCAAUGUGCUGGGUGUCGGGCUGGCUAACUCCGUCUACAUGUGGAACUCCCAGUCUAGCCGAGUUACUAAGCUCUGCGAGCUCAAGGAUGAUACUGUCACCAGUGUGAGCUGGAUUCAACGUGGGACCCAUCUUGCAAUCGGUACGGGCAAGGGUCUGGUACAGAUCUGGGAUGCAGAGCAUUGUCGACGACUCCGGACAAUGGUGGGACACACCAACCGUGUUGGUGCUUUGGCCUGGAAUGACCAUAUCCUGACAUCCGGCUCCCGUGACCGCCUCAUCUAUCAUCGGGAUGUUCGCUCCCCUGAUCAGUACCUUCGGCGGUUAUCUGGCCACAAGCAAGAGGUUUGUGGUUUGAAGUGGAAUACGGAGGACGGGCAGCUUGCGUCUGGUGGUAACGACAACAAACUCAUGGUCUGGGAUAAGUUAAAUGAAACUCCCCUGUACCGCUUCUCCGACCACUCUGCCGCUGUCAAGGCCAUCGCCUGGUCUCCUCACCAACACCAUCUGCUUGCUUCGGGCGGCGGUACCGCGGACCGCACGAUUAAAUUCUGGAACACAUCCACGGGCUCCUUGAUCAAGGAGGUGGACACGGGCAGCCAAGUCUGCAACCUGUCGUGGUCUAAGAACUCUGAUGAGAUAAUCAGCACCCACGGCUUCAGCCAGAAUCAGAUUGUCAUCUGGAAGUACCCGCGUAUGGAGCAGGUUGUUUCCUUGACCGGCCACACAUUCCGUGUUCUGUACCUGGCUAUGAGCCCGGACGGUCAGACUGUUGUGACCGGUGCUGGUGACGAGACCCUCCGUUUCUGGAAAAUUUACGACAAGCGAGCUAAUCGUGACUCGCGCCGAGUGGGGAGCAAGCUGAGCGAAUGGGGCACCAUCCGCUAA